Penicillium taxi is the source of this 1533-nucleotide messenger RNA. RefSeq lists its product as uncharacterized. Lineage: Eukaryota; Fungi; Ascomycota; Eurotiomycetes; Eurotiales; Aspergillaceae. The record is from RefSeq and is a predicted model, not a curated record. Bases 1 to 1533 code for a protein of 510 amino acids. The transcript is spliced from 3 exons.
AUGUCGACCUCUGGAGAUAGUCAUAAUGGGCACUCUCCCUUGACAUACGAGCCCGUUGUCCCUGCAGACCUUACCAGAGCAUCCUAUCAUAGUGCAAUGAUAGUUCCUCCACAGCAGCAGACAACACAAGAGACCCGUACCUCCUCAGAAAGUGCCGUCUCUGCUGAGAGCGGGGUUUCCUCAUUAAGGAGCCCUCGCACCGCUCGAUUUGCUGAGGCUACCUCAAUCCACUCUCCUAUUGAGCAGACCAGUCGAUCUCCUUUUGCUGAUCCUCCCAAGGGUGUUGCUGAUGUUGGAUUUGGCUAUGUGACCGCCAACGAUGUCACCCAAUACGCAAUCGACUCAAGACCCCCGCUGUCACCUCUGACAGGAUUGAAGGUUCCUAACACAGCAAAAUCACUAAACCUCAUGAGCCCUACCUUGCGUGAGGAAUACAUACUUGAAAAGCAAGAGAAGCAUGCCGAGAAGGAGAAUGCCCGUGAUCUGAAAAUCAAAGUUCGAGUUCGGCUGGCCAAGCUGUUCCUCCGUUUCAUCAAUUUUGGUUGCAGUCUGAUCGUUCUCUCUAUGCUGGCAGUGACACUAACCGUAUUCGAAACGACAAAACACCUCCCACAUCGCAACAGCCUACCAGCUUGGGCAGAGGGCACCAACCCUUGGGCACAGUAUAUGAUGCUGGGCAUCUCUGCCUGCUCACUCUUUGCCUGCAUUAUCGUAUUUUACGGGUACUACAGAGGUGGUCACCACCGUGCUGAAAAGGCCGCCAUUUACUACACCAUCAUCGCCGUUGUUUGGUUCUUCGUCAGCUUGAUAAUGUGGCUCGUCGCUGCUGGCAUCUACCAGCACCAAAAGGCAACUGGUGACAAGAAAGACAUGUGGGGUUGGUCAUGCGCGCAGAAUACCCGUGAACAAGUGUAUUCCAACGUCAUUGACUACGCCCUUCUGUGCCGUCUCCAGGACUGGGGUCUCGUCUGCGCCAUCAUUGAAGUCGUCCUAGAAGCUGUCGCAAUCUUAGUCUACGCCAUUGUAGCCUGGCGCUUCUGGAGUAAGCGUCGACUAAUGAAAUCAAUGGACACCCGCGACAAAGCCCGUUCAGAUCUAUAUCUCGCCCAGCUACGCGUGCAGUCAGCCCCCAAUACCCCCGGUUUCCCAGGCUUCUCGUCAUACCCGCCAAAAUCACCAUUCUUCGCCAUGACCUCAGUAGACCCGCUCUCUGCUGCCGAGAAGGGUGAAGCCCCUGCAACCCAAUAUGCAUCGCCCCGCUCACCAACUCGCCCGAAGCCAACCUUCCAGCUUCAAGCCCCUCCCAUCCGCGUCCAGCAGGCAACCCCUCGCUCAGCACAGGGUGAAUUUAAGACUUCAAAUGCAGAAGUACAGUCUGUUCCUGCUGCUCACCGCACACCGUCACCGCCGCCACUGCCUACGUCUGAGAUUCAUAUGGCUUUGGCUCCUGAUGAGCAGGAUUACGGUAGUGUUCCUGUCCCGACUGCUUAUGGUAGUUCUAUGAUUCCUAUAUUCCCUGAAGGACAUCAUUGA